AUGGAGUGGGGAUUGCAUAGACUCACCUCUAUUAAAGAUCUCCUAAUUGAUGGUGGUAAUUCUGAUGCGGUAAUAUUUCCAGAAAGGGGUUUGCCUACCAACCUAACAAUGCUUAGCAUCUCUGGACCCAAUAUUGUUAAGGCAGUAAUGGAGUGGGGAUUGCAUAGACUCACCUCUCUUACAAUGCUCCGCAUUGAUGGUAGUAAUUGUGUGUCAUUUCCACAAGAGGAGAUCAAGCUGCCCCCUUCUCUCAACUCUAUUUCUAUCUCACACUUCAAAAAUCUAAGGAAGCUAUCCUCCAAAGGCUUUCAGCAUCUUUCCUCUCUUCAACAUUUGCGGAUAGGGAAUUGUCCGAAGCUCAAAUCCCUUCCCAAAAAGCAAGUGCUUCCCUCGCUUUUGGAUCUACAAAUUCUUGAUUGUCCAGUGUUGAAGAAAAGGUGCAAAAGGGAUAAAGGAAAAUAUUGGCCCAACAUCGCUCACAUACCACGUGUUCAAAUUUAA
This is a messenger RNA of Durio zibethinus, 501 nucleotides long. The record is from RefSeq and is a predicted model, not a curated record. Lineage: Eukaryota; Viridiplantae; Streptophyta; Magnoliopsida; Malvales; Malvaceae.